This is a messenger RNA of Saccharomyces kudriavzevii IFO 1802, 1593 nucleotides long. RefSeq names its product Vts1p (gene VTS1). The transcript has a single exon. Gene Ontology annotation, molecular function: mRNA binding; translation repressor activity; protein binding. The coding region runs from base 1 to 1593 and encodes 530 amino acids. Gene Ontology annotation, biological process: nuclear-transcribed mRNA poly(A) tail shortening; regulation of mRNA stability. Gene Ontology annotation, cellular component: P-body. The record is from RefSeq and is a predicted model, not a curated record. NCBI's taxonomy places the organism in Eukaryota, Fungi, Ascomycota, Saccharomycetes, Saccharomycetales, Saccharomycetaceae.
AUGAAACAUCCGUAUGAGGAAUUUCCUACGGGAUCCAAGUCGCCAUACAACAUGUCUAGAGGGGCUCAUCCUGGUGCUGUUUUGCUUUCGCCACAAUCAUCAGCCAUAAACAACAACAGCAACAGCAACAACAGCAACAAUUCCGUCAGCAACAAUGGUAGCAAUAACCAGUGCAAUUCAUCUGUAGCCACAAAUGUUCUGUCUCCCCAAACCCACAGUAUGUCGCUGAAUGACAUGCUCGAUCAGCAAUCCUUCAUGCUAGAGACAACGAGGACUAGGCCUCAGCCGCUCCAGCAACAACAGCAACAGCAGGCACCAUUGCCUUCCCUUAAUAUUCAAACAGUAUCGUCCACGGCAGCUGGUUCUGCUAUCGUUUCACCCAUGAUGCAAUCUCCGAAGACACUGCAAUCUACUUUAUCUUCAACCUCGAUGUACUUGGAUUCCUUUCAAAGGUCUUCAAAUAAUAUUCUAGGUAUUCCAUCACAAAGUGGCUCAAUGCCCUUACCACAGUCACGUCAACCGCAACAACACUCCCAACCUCUACCCCAAAAAAAUGAUUCGAACAUAGGUGUGAACUUCAGUCAAGACAUCAAUCAAUUGUGCUCCUGGAUAUCGAUGCUGACUAGCAGCCAACAAAAUACUGUAAUGGAUAAUAUACUCUCCAUUUUGAACGAUGACGUUUUGAAAUAUACUAAAUUGAAAUUGGACACUCUGACAAACACCUCUUUUAUCUCGCCUCCUCUUCCUGCAAUAGCAUCCCCAAUACCUAACAGGGAUGACACCCAAAUUUUGAAUAUCGAUUCCGUCUUUUCGUCUAGUCCUAUCACCAACGACUCUGAGAAUGCCGAUAAUUUGCUGUAUCAGAAUUGGUCCCCUCAACCACAUUCAAUACCAAUCAUCCAACCCAUCUAUGAUAGCAUCAAUGACCCAAGUCAAAGAUCCAAAUCAGCAGAGCCUCAUGUUACCUCAAGUCCAAAUCUCAUUCCCGUUCAGAAACAAUAUAACAACGGCAUUAGUACCAAAUACAAAAAGUUGCCAUCAGAUAACUCCAACUAUCUCUCCCACUCUCUUUCAACUUCCCAUUCUUUUUUUCAAACAAAGAAAAGAUCAAACAUGGGGAACGAAUAUAACUCUCACCACCAUCAUUCAUUGCAUCAUCCUCUGCAUAAUACAACCUCAUAUUUUUCCAAUACUCCAAGAUCAUCAGGAACCGAAUUGAGUAAGUCCAACCAAAAUAUGUUCAACAAUGCCAAUAGUCAUCCCAAUACUAGUGCUGCUGCCACGAGCGUCACAUCGGCAUCCACAUCAUCCAACGGAAAUACGCCUCUGUCGAGUAAUUCUUCGAUGAAUCCAAAAAGUUUGACGGACCCAAAGCUAUUAAAGAAUGUACCCAUGUGGUUGAAAUCGUUAAGACUGCAUAAGUAUUCAGAUGCCUUAAGCGAGACCCCAUGGAUCGAACUGGUUUAUCUAGACGACGAAACUUUAGAGAAAAAAGGUGUUCUGGCAUUGGGCGCUAGGAGAAAACUUUUGAAGGCCUUUAGUAUUGUAAUCGAUUACAAGGAACGUGAUUUAAUUGAUAGAUCUGCUUAUUAA